UGAUUCUCUUUUAUUUCUUCCAGAGGCCAACAGAAAUAAAACAAGGGGAGCAAAAACCCAACUCUGUUUCACCACUUUCAUCUUAAAAUUCCCCCCACAGAUCCAAUUUGUCUUUGCCUAAAAGAAGGCUACUUUGUUUUUUGUUUCAAAGAGAAGAAGUAAUUGGUUGUUGACUAAAUUUGUUUCAAGCCUUUUUUAUGGGGUCCAUGAGGAUUUCUCUGGGACAUCCUUAAUUGCCCCCUCUCUUCCCAUGUUUUUUCCGACAUAAUAAGCUAAAUAAAGCUUCAACCUUUUUUUCCAUUUUUUUGGGAUUGUUUGGUUUUUUUUUCCCCCUCUUUGGUAAGUUGUUUUUAGGAUUGUAAAGGAGAUGCAGUCGCGUCGAUCACAAUCCAUGGUGGGUCGGAUUGAUACCAGAGGGAAACAUAGGAUACAAGCUGAACUCAAAAGGCUAGACCAAGAAGCUAGAUUCUUAGAGGAAGAGCUGGAGCACUUGGAAAAGAUGGAGAAGGCAUCAACUGCAUGCAAAGAGAUGCUGAGUAAAGUGGAAAGUACACCUGAUCCACUCCUUCCAAUCACAAAUGGUCCUCUAAAUCUGACGUGGGAUAGAUGGUUUGAAGGUCCCCAGGAAUCUCAAGGCUGCAAAUGUUGGAUACUGUGACAAUAUUGCUUAUUUGGAUGAUUUUUUUUCUUUUUGAUCUUAAAUUUGGAGAGGCUUUAUUUACAUUGUUGUUGAUGUUUGUGAGAUAUAUGUAUUUCAUUGUGCAGGAAAAA
Messenger RNA from Gossypium arboreum, 771 nucleotides. RefSeq names its product guanine nucleotide-binding protein subunit gamma 2. The transcript is spliced from 4 exons. Gene Ontology annotation, biological process: G protein-coupled receptor signaling pathway. The coding region runs from base 368 to 658 and encodes 96 amino acids. NCBI's taxonomy places the organism in Eukaryota, Viridiplantae, Streptophyta, Magnoliopsida, Malvales, Malvaceae. The record is from RefSeq and is a predicted model, not a curated record.